UUUAAAAGAUUUCAUGGUCGUGCAUUCUCAGAUCCCUUUGUUCAAGCUGAAAAAGCAAGCCUUGCGUAUGAACUUGUCCAGCUGCCAACGGGCUCAACUGGCAUCAAGGCCAUGUAUAUGGAAGAAGAAAGAAACUUUACUAUUGAACAGGUGACAGGAAUGCUUCUUACCAAAUUAAAAGAGACCGCUGAGAAUGCGCUUAAGAAGCCUGUAGUUGACUGUGUUGUUUCUGUUCCUUCUUUCUACACAGAUGCAGAAAGGAGAUCUGUGAUGGAUGCUACACAAAUUGCUGGUCUCAACUGUCUGAGACUAAUAAAUGAAACAACUGCAGUUGCCCUUGCAUAUGGAAUCUAUAAGCAAGACCUGCCUGCCUUGGAAGAGAAGCCACGGAACGUUGUGUUUGUGGAUAUGGGGCACUCUGCAUAUCAAGUUUCUGUUUGUGCAUUCAACAAAGGAAAACUGAAAGUUCUUGCUACAUCAUUUGAUACAACACUUGGAGGCAGGAAGUUUGAUGAGAUGUUAGUUGAAUACUUUUGUGAAGAAUUUGGAAAGAAAUAUAAACUAGACAUAAAGUCAAAGAUUCGUGCGUUGUUGAGGCUAUACCAGGAAUGUGAAAAACUGAAAAAAUUGAUGAGUGCUAAUGCCUCUGAUCUCCCGAUGAACAUAGAAUGCUUCAUGAAUGACAUAGAUGUCUCUGGAACAAUGAACAGAAGCAAAUUUUUAGAGAUGUGUGAUGGGCUCCUUGCAAGAGUGGAACCACCCCUUCGCAGUGUGCUCGAGCAAGCCAAGUUAAAGAAGGAGGAUAUUUAUGCAGUAGAGAUAAUUGGUGGUACCACAAGAAUCCCUGCUGUUAAAGAGAAGAUCAGUAAAUUUUUUGGCAAAGAAGUCAGUACCACUUUGAAUGCAGAUGAGGCUGUUGCUCGAGGUUGUGCACUGCAGUGUGCUAUUUUAUCCCCGGCGUUCAAAGUGAGAGAAUUUUCUAUCACAGAUUUGAUACCGUAUCCUAUUUCCUUACGAUGGAAUUCACCAGCAGAGGAAGGGUUAAGUGACUGCGAGGUCUUUCCCAAGAACCAUGCUGCUCCAUUUUCUAAGGUCCUCACAUUCUACAGAAAGGAACCUUUUACUCUCGAGGCCUACUACAGUUCUCCCAAGGAGCUGCCUUACCCAGAUCCUGCUAUAGCUCACUUCUUGGUUCAGAAGGUCACUCCUCAAACAGAUGGAUCCAGUUCGAAAGUGAAAGUCAAAGUUAGAGUCAAUAUCCACGGCAUCUUCAGUGUUUCAAGUGCAUCUUUAGUGGAGGUUCAUAAAUCUGAUGAGAAUGAAGAGCCUAUGGAAACAGAUCAGCAUGCAAAAGAGGAAGAGAAGAUGCAAGUAGACCAGGAAGAGCAACAAAAGACUGAAGAACAACAGCAGGCCCAACCUGAAAAUAAGGCAGAGUCUGAAGAAAUGGAGACUUCUCAGGCUGAGUCAAAAGACAAGAAAGUGGAUCAGCCACCUCAAGCCAAGAAGGCUAAAGUCAAGACUACCACAGUGGACCUCCCCAUUGAGAACCAGCUGGUGUGGCAGAUAGGGAAAGACAUGCUGAACUUGUUCAUUGAGAACGAGGGUAAAAUGAUAAUGCAGGAUAAACUGGAGAAAGAGAGGAAUGAUGCCAAGAAUGCAGUGGAAGAGUACGUGUAUGAUAUGAGAGACAAACUCUGCAGUGUUUAUGAGAAAUUCGUUAGUGAAGAUGAUCGGAAUAGCUUCACGCUGAAGCUGGAAGAUACAGAAAACUGGCUUUAUGAAGAUGGUGAAGACCAACCCAAACAAGUUUACAUUGAUAAACUGAUGGAGUUGAAGACUCUGGGUCAACCUAUUCAGGCAAGAUUUCAGGAAUCGGAGGAAAGACCAAAAGCAUUUGAGGACUUAGGGAAGCAAAUUCAACAGUACAUGAAAACUGUUCAUGCAUUCAAAGCAAAGGAUGAACAAUACGACCAUCUAGAUGAAGCAGAUGUAGCGAAAGUGGAGAAGAGCGCGAACGAAGCUAUGGAGUGGAUGAACAAUAAACUUAAUCUACAGAACAAGAGAAGUCUUACUUUGGACCCGGUUAUCAAAGCUAAAGAUAUACAAGCUAAAACUAAAGAAUUGACAAGUAUCUGUAAUCCUAUAGUCACCAAACCCAAACCCAAAGUGGAACUCCCCAAGGAGGAGCAGAAACCGACCGAACCCAACGGACCAGUAGAAGGGCAGGGGGAGGCCAACAGCGAGUGCCCCCAGGGUGAGCAGAGUGCUGCCCCCCCCCCAGACAAGAAGCUUCCAGAAAUGGACAUUGACUGAAUUUUUGGCACUUGUUUAUAUUAUUGCAAACUCCAAUAAAGCUUUAAGUUGUCGACUUUGUAUGUUCUGAAUACAAACUGAAGCAAGUGAAUACCGCAGCACUCUUAGUAACUUUUGGAGAGGUUUGGUCAAUGCAUCAAGUCAGAAACACUUAGGUAGCUAAUCCCUUGGUCAAAUAAGCAGUAUUUCCUGCUGUUAUGAUUGUAUUUAGAAGUUUUGGUGAUAUUACUAGACCUACAGAAACAGCCCUAAGCUGGUUCUCCAUUUUUAAAUGUCAAUCUUUAAAUUGUGCUCUCGCACUACUUUCAAAGUCUAACUUGGCUCACUCCGCUUUCCCCUGAGGACUGUGUUACCCCAUCGCUGCUGGGGCUGCAGGAAGCCCAGAGCCUGUUGCAGCCCAAUCUUUCAUCUGCUCACCUGCAUCUAGCCCUUAAUUUAGUGUUAAUGCACUACUCUAGAUUUUACUUUGAGUUACACAAGGUUUGCAAGGCAGGGUCUAUAGUAUCUAGGCGGGGAAGUGCGGAGGGUCAGCCCUGACUCAGAAUCCUUUACAAAAAAGGGGCAACUGUCAGACUAAGACUGUGCUCACAGACACACACGUUUAGUCCUGGCCAACUCCCCAGCUAAUUAAACCAUGUAAACUUUUUUGUCUCUAGUUCAAUUAGCUGGUUGUAGAAAGAAUGGAUACUGGUAUUUCAGCUGCCUGCACUGAGAGUUGAACUUUUUCUGAAGGGGGUAUGCUUGCUUCCACGAGGCCUUUGUUUGGAAUGCUUGGGCUUUUGUUUUGUUUGGUUGUUUGUUUUGUUUGUUGGUUUUUGGGUUUUUUUUUUUCCCCAGGAAAAAGACCUGACCCAUUUGGCAUUUCUUUUUUUCUAUGAGCUUUAUACAAUGAUUUGCUUCUAGUACUGAUUGUCAUUAAAUUUGCGAACAUGAAUUUGUACGUGUUUCAAAUCCAAAGCUGCAACACCCGUUCAGAUAUUGCAAGAAAUAAAUGCACUGGAUUCUACUGGA
Athene cunicularia (burrowing owl) is the source of this 3327-nucleotide messenger RNA. It is a transcript of the gene HSPA4, whose product is annotated as heat shock protein family A (Hsp70) member 4. The transcript has 17 exons. The record is from RefSeq and is a predicted model, not a curated record. Gene Ontology annotation, molecular function: ATP binding; ATP-dependent protein folding chaperone. Bases 112 to 2316 code for a protein of 734 amino acids. Gene Ontology annotation, biological process: protein folding. NCBI's taxonomy places the organism in Eukaryota, Metazoa, Chordata, Aves, Strigiformes, Strigidae. Gene Ontology annotation, cellular component: cytosol; nucleus.